AUGCAGUUCCCCACGGGCCCCGCCUGCAUCUUUCUGAGGAAAGGCAUCGCGGAGAAGCAGCGGGAAAGACCACUGGGACAAGAUGAGAUCGAAGAGCUCCGGGAGGCAUUCCUGGAGUUCGACAAGGACCGAGACGGGUUCAUCUCUCGUAAGGACCUGGGAAAUCUCAUGAGGACAAUGGGUUACAUGCCCACAGAGAUGGAAUUGACUGAAUUGGGCCAGCAGAUCCGCAUGAACUUGGGGGGCCGUGUGGACUUUGAGGACUUUGUGGAGCUGAAGGCCCCCAAACUGCUUGCGGAAACAGCUGGGAUGAUCGGUGUCCAGGAGAUGCGAGAUGCCUUCAAGGAAUUUGACGCCAACGGCGACGGGGAGAUCACCCUGGGAGAGCUACAGCAGGCGAUGCAAAGGCUUCUGGGGGAGCAGCUCACCGCCCGGGAGAUCUCCGAGGUUGUCCAGGAAGCCGAUGUGAAUGGGGAUGGCACCGUCAACUUCGAAGAGUUUGUGAAGAUGAUGUCUCGCUGA
Messenger RNA from Pteronotus mesoamericanus, 522 nucleotides. It is a transcript of the gene CABP5, whose product is annotated as calcium binding protein 5. Gene Ontology annotation, biological process: regulation of voltage-gated calcium channel activity. The transcript has 6 exons. Gene Ontology annotation, molecular function: calcium ion binding; calcium channel regulator activity. The record is from RefSeq and is a predicted model, not a curated record. The coding region runs from base 1 to 522 and encodes 173 amino acids. Gene Ontology annotation, cellular component: cytoplasm. Lineage: Eukaryota; Metazoa; Chordata; Mammalia; Chiroptera; Mormoopidae.